Phragmites australis (common reed) is the source of this 1032-nucleotide messenger RNA. RefSeq lists its product as uncharacterized. The record is from RefSeq and is a predicted model, not a curated record. Gene Ontology annotation, cellular component: cytosol. The coding region runs from base 1 to 1032 and encodes 343 amino acids. The transcript has 3 exons. Gene Ontology annotation, molecular function: protein-folding chaperone binding. NCBI's taxonomy places the organism in Eukaryota, Viridiplantae, Streptophyta, Magnoliopsida, Poales, Poaceae.
AUGGGAUCAACGGACUACUAUGAGAUCCUUAAUGUCGACCGGGGCGCCACCGACGACGACCUCCGCAGGGCCUACCGGCGGCUGGCCAUGCGUUGGCACCCCGACAAGAACCCCGCCAGCAAGGCAGACGCCGAGGCCAGGUUCAAGGAAAUCACCGAGGCAUACAACGUGCUCAGCGACGCCGACAAGAGAGCGGUGUACGACCAGUACGGGGAGGAGGGCCUAAGCGGCGCGGUGCCGCAGCCCGGCAGCGCGGACGACAUCUUCGCCGAGUUCUUCGGGAGCACGCCGUUCACGUAUAGCAACAUGACCGGCGGCGGUGCCGGCAACGCGCGCGGCGGCAGGCAGCCGCCGCCGCCGCCACCAGAGUGGGACGGCGGGUUCGGCCGGGCGUACCGCGGCGACCAGAGCGCCAGCGGUGGCGCGGCGUCGACCAUGGCGCCGCCACCGCCACCAGUGGAGAGCAGGCUGGCGUGCACCCUGGAGGAGCUGUACGUGGGCGUCACCAAGAAGAUGAGGAUCUCCCGGAACGUCGUUGACGCCAGCGGGAGGAUGAAGACGGAGUCUGAGAUUCUGUCCAUCGAGGUGAAGCCGGGGUGGAAGAAGGGCACGAAGAUCACGUUCCCGGGCAAGGGAAACCAGCAGUGGAACCAGCUCCCCGCCGACCUGGUCUUCGUCGUCGACGAGAAGCCCCACGCCGUGUACCGCCGCGACGGAAACGACCUGGUGGCCGAGGCCCGGAUCACUCUCGCUGAGGCGCUGGGCAGCACGGUCGUAGUCCUCACCGCGCUCGACGGCCGCGAGCUGGCCAUGGACGUGGGCGGCUCCGGCGGCGAGGAGGAGGAGGAGGAGGACGCGCCCGUGGUGCGCCCGGGCUACGAGCUGGUGGUGCCGAUGGAGGGCAUGCCCAUGCCGCGCGAGCCCGGCCGGCGCGGCAGCCUCAGGAUCCGGUUCGACGUCGUGUUCCCGGAGCGGCUCACGCGCCGCCAGCGCGCGCAGAUCAAGCGCGUCCUCGAGAGCGGCAGCGGCUAG